AUGUUGGGCACUACCAACUCUGUAGUUCUGAUCAUAUUAACGGUUUCCUCCUCACUUCUUUUCCCAAUUUCUGAGCAAUAUUCCAACUGUAGCCCCAUCAAUCCCAUGAACAUUACAAACUGCAAGAAACUAGUCACUCUAGGAGCAGAAUUCGGGUGGAACAUUCACAGCAACACCGAAAUCAACAUCUUGUUCACCAUUAGACCGCCUGCAAAAUGGAUAGCAUGGGGUGUGAACCCAGGUCCCCAAAGGCCAGAGAUGGUCGGGACCAGGGCUGUUAUAGGCAUUUCACAGCCUAAUGGAACGUUGGCAGUCAGAAAAUACAACAUCACCAGUGACACCAAGCUAGGUUGUAGGCUUAAGCCUUCACAAAAUUUUGAUGAUGUUAUUGUCAAGAACAUGAAAGGUGAAGUGAAGCCUAGGAGGUACAAGUCGAUAUUCGCAACGCUAAUUUUGCCACCGGAUCCAGCUGCGUACAAUAUUUUGAAGUUGAACCAUGUAUGGCAAGUAGGGUUUGAGGCUGAUGAUGCUCUUAUGGAGCCUAAGAUGCAUUCCACUUCUCUCCAGAAUGUGGAUAGCACGGAGACUAUAAACAUGACCACAGGACGCGGUCUUAGCAUUGGACAUCGCCAGCAUCACCUCAGAACGGUACGUAAUUAA
This is a messenger RNA of Pyrus x bretschneideri (Chinese white pear), 660 nucleotides long. RefSeq names its product cytochrome b561 and DOMON domain-containing protein At5g47530-like. The transcript has a single exon. The record is from RefSeq and is a predicted model, not a curated record. The coding region runs from base 1 to 660 and encodes 219 amino acids. NCBI's taxonomy places the organism in Eukaryota, Viridiplantae, Streptophyta, Magnoliopsida, Rosales, Rosaceae.